Prunus persica (peach) is the source of this 3384-nucleotide messenger RNA. Its product is annotated as ABC transporter A family member 2. Gene Ontology annotation, molecular function: lipid carrier activity; ABC-type transporter activity; ATP binding. Gene Ontology annotation, cellular component: intracellular membrane-bounded organelle; membrane. The record is from RefSeq and is a predicted model, not a curated record. Bases 100 to 2907 code for a protein of 935 amino acids. Gene Ontology annotation, biological process: transmembrane transport; lipid transport. The transcript is spliced from 16 exons. Lineage: Eukaryota; Viridiplantae; Streptophyta; Magnoliopsida; Rosales; Rosaceae.
UAUUUUUUGAUAAGAACUCAGUGAUAUAUCCCGCGCGGUUCUCUCACUUUCGCACCAUAAAAUAAGAUUCAAAGAAAUAAAAAGUAACCAAAAAAAAUCAUGAAAUUAGUGAGCGGAUUUCCAUUGCUGAUCCAGCAAUUCACGGCGUUGUUCAAGAAGAACCUGUUGCUCGCAUGGCGGAACAAGUGGGGGACCUGCGUGCAGCUCUUCUCUUCCUUCUUCUUCAUCUUCCUCAUCUUCUGCAUCCAGAAGGCCCUCGAGGCUCGCUCCGCCUCCUCCACCGACUACAAGAGCAUCGAAGACCCUGCGCCUCUCGUUUCGCCGCCGAUCCCUCCCUGCGAGGAAAAGUUCUUCGUCAAACAACCCUGCUACGACUUCGUCUGGAGCGGCGAUGGGAGCUCUAAGAUUCGGAACAUCGUCACCGCUAUCAUGACCAAUAACCCCGGCAGGCCCAUUCCGGAGACCAAGGUGAAAUCGUUUAGAACAAGUGCUGAUGUUGAUGAAUGGCUAUCUAAUAAUCCAAUGACUUGCCCAGGAGCUUUGCAUUUUUCGGAGAGAGAGGCCACUGUAAUUAGCUAUGGCAUACAGACUAAUUCUACUGCUGUUGCAAAACGAAAGCAAUAUGAGGAGCGUACCUUCAAGUUUCAAAUUCCGCUUCAGAUUGCUGCCGAGCGUGAGAUUGUUAGGUCUCUGAUUGGAGUUCCAAAUUUUAGCUGGGAUGUUUCAUUCAAGGAAUUUGCACACCCUGCGCGAGAGUUGUACUCUGCAAUUAAACAAGUUGGACCAACCUUUUUCCUUGCAACUGCCAUGUUUGGUUUUGUGUUUCAAAUGUCUUCUUUGAUCGUCGAGAAAGAACUAAAGCUUCGAGAGGCAAUGACAAUGAUGGGUCUUUAUGAUACUGCAUACUGGCUCUCUUGGCUCACAUGGGAGGGAAUUAUGACACUUCUCUCAUCACUUUUCAUAGUUCUCUUUGGAAUGAUGUUUAUGUUUGAUUUUUUCCUGCAUAACAAUAUUCUGGUCUUAUACCUGGUCUUCUUUCUUUUCCAACUCAAUAUGGUUGGUUUUGCCUUCAUGUUGUCAGCCUUCGUAAGCAAGGCAUCUUCAUCCACAACUGUGGGUUUCACCAUAUUUAUUCUUGGCUUUCUAUCCCAGCUUGUUACAACAGCAGGAUUUCCAUAUGGAAGUGGCUUCUCUAAAACCUCUCGAUUCCUCUGGUCAUUAUUCCCACCUAAUCUUCUUGCCAAAGCUCUGAAGAUACUUGCUGAUGCAACAUCCACUCCUCAAGAUCGUGGGAUUAGCUUGAGUGGAAUAACAGAGUGUGGACCAAAUGAAUUCGAUUGUGUUAUAACUCUUAGUGACAUUUAUAAAUGGCUAAUGGCGACGUUCGUCAUCUGGUUUGUUUUGGCUAUCUACUUAGAUAAUAUCGUCCCAAAUGCAUCUGGUGUCAAAAAACCAGUGUAUUAUUUUUUAACACCUGGGUACUGGAUAGGGAUAGGUGGAAACAAAGUGAAAGAGGGUGACAAUUAUAGUUCAGCUCCACCACUGGAUGGUAGCACUCCGGAUGAUGUAGAUGUCCUUGAAGAGGAGAACGUUGUAAAACAACAAGCUAGGGAUGGCGCUGUUCUUCCAAACAUUGCAGUUCAGAUACGUGGCCUUGUGAGGACAUAUCCUGGGACCAGAAAAGGUGGUUGUUGCUGCUGUGGCAAGAAAACUGCACCUUACCAUGCUGUCAAGGGUUUAUGGGUGAACUUUGCCAAGGAUCAGUUAUUUUGUCUACUUGGACCCAAUGGAGCUGGGAAAACCACGACAAUCAGUUGUUUAACAGGCCUUGCUCCUGUUACUGGAGGAGAUGCAUUGAUUUAUGGUCAUUCUGCCCGAAGUUCCGUUGGUAUGGCAAAUAUUCGAAAAAUUAUAGGAGUUUGUCCGCAGUUUGAUAUUCUUUGGAGUGCAUUGACUGGGCAAGAGCACCUCCAACUGUUCGCUACUAUUAAAGGCCUACCUCAAUCUUCAAUAGAAUCGGUGGCUAAGAAGUCAUUGGCAGAGGUGAAACUCGAUGAGGCAGCCAGGAUGAGAGCUGGUAGUUACAGUGGAGGAAUGAAACGUCGCCUGAGUGUCGCAAUAGCCCUUAUUGGUGAUCCAAAGUUAGUUAUCUUAGAUGAACCGACAACUGGUAUGGACCCAAUAACAAGAAGGCAUGUAUGGGACAUCAUAGAGGAUGCAAAAAAAGGGCGUGCAAUUGUCCUAACCACUCACUCAAUGGAAGAAGCUGACAUUUUAAGUGACCGAAUAGGAAUCAUGGCAAAGGGUAAACUCCGUUGCAUUGGAACUUCAAUCCGGCUGAAGUCACGGUUUGGGAGUGGUUUUAUUGCUAAUGUGAGCUUCAGUGGAAGCACCAAUUCAGUGAACACGCCUCACCAUGAGGCUGUGAAGCUGUUCUUUGAACGUCAUUUGGGUGUUUUACCUAAAGAAGAGAACAGCGCGUUUCUGACUUUUGUCAUUCCUCAUGAUAAAGAGGGGCUAUUGACGAGAUUUUUUGCUGAGCUUCAAGACAGACAACAUGAAUUUAAUAUAGCAGACAUCCAACUUGGUCUCACAACUCUUGAAGAAGUUUUCUUGAAUAUUGCAAGGCAGGCUGAGCUAGAAGCUGCCAUAACUGAGGGGAGGCUGGUUACUCUCACUUUAACAUCUGGAGCCUCAUUUGAUAUACCAGUGGGAACAAAGUAUACGGUGAUUCCAGGAACAGAAUCUCCACAAUAUCCAAGAGGGUUUAUGGUAGAAGUUUAUUGGGAUCAAGAUGAGUCCGGUAAACUCUGCAUUUCUGGGCACGCACCUGAAACUCCAGUACCUCCUACCGGUGGACCGACCAACCUACAUUUUCCAGACCCGAAUCACAAAAAGGCUUCUUAGGCUGGUCACGACCAGUUUCGAUGGAGUUGUGAUUUUGGUUACAGUUGACAGCAGUACAUUUUUUUUUUUUUGUAAAUUUGAUGAGCACGGCCACUGUAAGUGUUAGCUUUGAUUUAGAUUAUCGACCCCAUUUUUUUAACAGCUAAGCUUAAGGUUUUUAGAGCCAAUGAUUUGUCUAACAUGUAUCAGAACUCUGGUUGCAAGAGGGUUUACGACUUAAUUUCCUCUUGAUAAAAAAAAAAAAAAAAAAAAAAAAAAAGAGUCCAAUUCUGCCAUAUUUAUGCUGUGGAAGAAAUGCAGAGGCACAACAAUUGAGCAUACCAAAUCACUUGCACUAAUUUCAAAUGUCUUAAGUUCAGCGUAUAAAGCAUAACAAACAUGAAGGUGCACAUACACUGAUAAUCCCUAUACAACAGGCUACGAAUGGCCAGAAAUCGUAUCAUAAGACUGAAAACCAACCGUGUCUGAGUGAGUCUU